CAGGGAAACUCCACACCGACCUAUUCCAGUCCCUGCUAGUAUUGUCUUGUUGCAUUUAAGCCAAAUGCGCUAGCUCCUGCCAUCUAGAUAAAUAGAACUGAGUUCGUUUUCAGGGGCUGCACUCUCCUGCCUUCAGAGUCAGCCGCUAAGUACAGGGGAUGCCUCGAGCUCCGCUUCCACUGCUUCCAACAGGUCACGGAACAGGACCCGCUAUCGGACCAAAGCCAUGAACUCUGAGGUAGAUGAGAGCCUUUUUGGAGGUGUCAAGCCUCCACCCCAGGGCAAGAGUGACAGCCCUAUCGUGGUGCUCCGCGAUAAACACGCCGUCCGGAAAACUCUCACUGCUCUGGGCUUGGACCACAAGCCAGAGACAAUCCAGCUCAUCACCCGAGACAUGGUCCGAGAACUCAUUGUUCCCACAGAGGACCCCUCUGGGGAAUCCCUAAUCAUCAGCCCCGAGGAGUUUGAGCGGAUCAAAUGGGCAUCCCAAGUCCUGACCAAAGAAGAGUUGGAGGCCAGAGAGCAAGCCUUCAAGAAGGAGAAGGAAGCCAUCUUGGAAGCAGUGACGAUCCGCAAGAAGAUCAUGAAGCAGAAGGAAAUGGCCUGGAACAACAACAAGAAACUGAGUGACCUGGAGGAGGUGGCCAGGGAGCGGGCCCAGAACCUUCUGCAAAGGGCCAGCAAGCUUCGCAUGGAGCAGGAGGAGGAGCUCAAGGAAAUGACCCAGAUUAUUCUGAACGCCAAGUGCCACGCCAUCCGGGAUGCCCAGAUCCUGGAGAAGCAACAGAUACAAAAGGAACUGGACGCAGAGGAGAAGCGGUUGGAUCAGAUGAUGGAAGUAGAUCGGCAGAAAUCCCUUCAAAGGCAGAAGGAUCGGGAAAAGAAGAGGAAGGAGGAAAGACUGCGGGGAAAGCGGCAGAUCGUGGACCAGAUCAAGAGGAACGAGGAGGAGCGCUCACUGCUUGCAGAGCACCGUGAACAGGAGAAGGAGCAGAUGCUGGCCUAUCUGGAGCGGCUCCAGGAGGAAGAUUUGCAGGAUCUGGAACGAAGGCAUCAGGAAAAGCUGAAGAUGCAAGCUGAGAUUAAACGUAUCAACGAAGAAAACCAGAGACAGAAAGCCGAGCGGAUGGCACAGGAGAAACUGGCAGACCAGAUGGUGAUGGAAUUCACCAAGAAGAAGAUGGCUCGAGAGGCAGAGUUUGAGGCUGAGCAGGAAAGAAUCCGGAGGGAGAAAGAGAAGGAGAUUGCCCGCUUGAGGGCCAUGCAGGAGAAGGCCCAGGAUUACCGAGCAGAGCAGGAUGCCUUGCGCGCCAAGCGCAACCAGGAGGUCGCCGAUCGAGAAUGGCGCCGAAAGGAAAAGGAAAACGCGCAGAAGAAGAUGGAGACCGAGGAAAAACUGCGCAAAAGCCGGUUGGAUCAGGUGGCUUUCAAGGAACACACGCUGGCGGUCCAGGUGCAGCGGGACCGAGAUGAGUUCGAGAGGAUCCUUCGGGCUCAGAGAGAGCAGAUCGAGAAGGAGAGGCUGGAGCAGGAGAAAAAGGCGGCGGACCGCCUCCAGCACGCCAAUGAGCUCCGGCGGCAGGUGCGUGAGAACCAGCAGAAGCAGGUGCAGAACCGGCUCUCCACCUUCGAAGAGGGCCGGCGCCUCAAGGAGGAAGCCCAGAAGCGCCGUGAACGCAUCGAGGACAUCAAGAAACAAAAGCUGGACGAGCUGAGAGCAACUGGCCUUCCUGAGAAAUACUGCAUCGAAGCUGAGCGCAAAGCCAACAUCCUGCCAACCACUUCUGUGAACUGAAGCCUCUAUGGUCUUGGGG
This is a messenger RNA of Peromyscus eremicus (cactus mouse), 1814 nucleotides long. RefSeq names its product cilia and flagella associated protein 45 (gene Cfap45). Bases 227 to 1795 code for a protein of 522 amino acids. The transcript is spliced from 12 exons. NCBI's taxonomy places the organism in Eukaryota, Metazoa, Chordata, Mammalia, Rodentia, Cricetidae. The record is from RefSeq and is a predicted model, not a curated record.